UGGAAUAGCUGCAAUAGUAAAGUGAGUUUUAGAUAAGCAUGGGAGGCAGAGUGAGUGAGAGAGACCCAAUGCAAAACCAACAAUAGCGGUUUGGGAUUUGAGGGAAUUACCAAUGACAAUGCCAUUGCCAAGACCGAGGCAGUCGUUCAACACCUACAGCCACCCCCAUCCAAUGCCAAAGCAAUCCUUCAACACCCACCACCAGUACUAUCGCCCAUUGCUCCUCUUUCUGUUUGUAGUUUUUCUAUCCUCUACUGUUUCUGCAGCAAAUAAUGAAGUCCUUGCACUACUUUCUUGGCUUCACAGCUCCCCUUCACCCCCUCCAGCACUCUCCAAUUGGCAUCCUUCCGAUUCCAACCCGUGUAACUGGUCUUACAUCACAUGUUCUGAAAACGCUGUUACUGAAAUUAACAUCCAGUCUAUUCAGCUUGCUCUUUCCUUCCCUUCCAAUCUUUCUUCUCUUUCCACCCUUCAAAAACUUGUCAUUUCUGGUGCUAAUCUCAGUGGAACUAUCCCACCUAAUGUUGGGGACUGCACAAAACUGACUGUUAUUGAUGUCAGUUCAAACAGUCUUGUUGGUGGUAUCCCUUCAAGUAUUGGGAAGCUUCAAAAUCUGCAGGAUUUAAUUUUGAACUCCAACCAGCUCACUGGAGAGGUACCAGUAGAGAUUGGUGAAUGCAGCAGCCUCAAGAAUAUCCUCAUAUUUGAUAACUAUUUAAGUGGGAAUCUUCCAGUUGAACUCGGUGAACUGUCAAAUUUGGAAGUCAUCCGAGCAGGAGGAAACAAGGACAUUUCAGGAAAAAUCCCGGAGGAACUUGGAGAUUGUGAGAACCUGAAGCUGUUGGGUCUUGCAGACACUAAAAUUUCUGGUUCCAUUCCAGCUUCACUUGGUAAGCUAAGCAAACUUCAGACUCUGUCCGUAUAUACUACUAUGCUUUCUGGUGAGAUUCUUCCGCAUAUAGGCAAUUGUUCAGAGCUCGUGGAGUUGUAUCUGUACAAGAAUGAUCUCUCAGGCUCACUACCUGAAGAGUUGGGCAAGCUAAAGAAGCUGGAGAAGUUGUUAUUGUGGCAAAACAAUUUUGAUGGGAGUAUUCCUGAGGAAAUAGGAAACUGCAAAAGCUUGAAAAUUGUUGAUCUCUCCUUGAAUUAUUUGUCUGGAAGCAUACCUCAGACAUUUGGAAACCUCUCAAAUCUUCAAGAGCUCAUGCUUAGCAGCAACAACAUUACUGGUACCAUCCCACCAGUUCUCUCUGAUGCCUCACAACUGAUCCAGUUACAGGUUGACGCAAAUCAAUUAUCAGGCUCAAUUCCAGCUGAGUUGGGGAAGUUGAAGGAGCUUCAAGUUUUCUUUGCUUGGCAGAACAAACUUGAAGGAAGCAUUCCAUCAGCAUUGGCUGGUUGCAUGAGCCUCGAAGCUCUAGAUUUGUCACACAAUGCACUCACUGGAAGCUUGCCUCCUGGUUUAUUUCAGCUUCAAAAUUUAACAAAGCUUCUCUUAAUUUCUAAUGACAUUUCAGGUGUCAUACCUCCUGAGAUUGGUAACUGUCGUUCCCUUAUCAGGCUGCGGCUUGUUAACAAUAGAAUAAGUGGCGUAAUACCUAAAGAGAUAGGUUUCCUCAACAACCUAAGUUUCCUUGAUCUAUCUGAGAACCGACUUGGUGGGUCCAUUCCAGACGAGAUUGGCAAUUGCGCUCAGUUGCAGAUGUUGAACCUGAGCAAUAAUACACUUAAAGGUACUCUGCCAAACUCUUUAUCUUCUCUUACUAGACUUCAGAUAUUAGAUGUUUCAGUCAAUCAACUUGAGGGUCAGAUUCCAGAGAGUUUUGGUCAACUUCCUUCACUUAAUAGACUUGUUCUUAGUGGAAACUCCUUCUCUGGAGAAAUCCCUUCCUCACUUGGCCAUUGUUUAAGCCUUCAAUUGCUUGAUCUUAGUAGCAAUGCACUUUCUGGCACGAUCCCAGCGGAACUAUUUGACAUCCAGGCUCUUGGCAUUGCGUUAAACCUAAGUUGGAAUUCAUUAUCUGGGGUAAUUCCACCUCAAAUAUCUGCAUUGACCAAGCUAUCCAUACUAGACCUUUCACACAAUAAGCUUGAAGGCGACUUGGUAGCUAUUUCUGGCCUUGAUAACCUUGUUUCCUUGAAUAUCUCCUACAAUAAUUUCACUGGCUAUCUCCCAGACAGCAAGUUGUUUCGACAGUUAUCAGCAACAGAACUAGCGGGAAACAGCGGACUGUGUUCUAAAGGGCAUGAUUCAUGUUUCCUGAGCAAUGGUACAGCAAUUGGUGUGGCAAGUAAUAGAGGUUUCAAGCGGUCACAGAUUAAAAUAGCAAUUUCAUUGCUUAUUACUCUGACCAUUGCGUUGGCUAUUUUAGGCGUUAUUGCAGUUUUUGGAACUAGGAAAAUGGUAGGGAAUGAUAAUGAAUCUGAGAUGGGAGGGGAUUCGUGGCCUUGGCAAUUCACACCAUUCCAGAAGUUAAAUUUCUCAGUCGAACAAGUUUUGACAUGUCUGGUGGAAGCCAAUGUCAUUGGAAAGGGUUGCUCGGGUAUUGUUUAUCGUGCGGAACUGGGAAAUGGAGAAGUCAUUGCUGUGAAGAAGCUCUGGCCAACAACAAUGACAGCUGGAUACGACUGUCACAAUGAGAAAAUUGGAAUUGGUGGAGUCCGAGAUUCCUUUUCUGCAGAGGUUAAAACCCUUGGUUCAAUCCGUCACAAGAAUAUAGUUAGGUUCUUGGGUUGUUGCUGGAACAGAAACAAAAGAUUGCUUAUGUAUGACUACAUGCCUAAUGGAAGUUUGGGUAGUCUUCUCCACGAGAGGAGUGGUAGUUGCUUAGAAUGGGAGCUGAGGUAUCGCAUUAUAUUGGAAGCAGCUCAAGGUUUGGCUUAUCUACACCAUGAUUGUGUUCCUCCCAUUGUCCAUAGAGACAUCAAGACCAACAACAUUCUCAUUGGUCCCAACUUUGAGCCCUAUAUUGCUGAUUUUGGUCUUGCCAAGCUUGUUGAUAACAGAGAUUUCGCUAGAUCUUCCAGUACAGUUGCUGGUUCCUAUGGUUACAUUGCACCAGAGUAUGGCUAUAGGAUGAAGAUAACAGAGAAAAGUGAUGUGUAUAGCUAUGGUGUUGUUGUCUUAGAAGUACUAACUGGAAAACAGCCAAUUGAUCCAACCAUACCUGACGGGCGCCAUGUUGUCGAUUGGGUGAGACAGAAGAGAGGAGAAAUUGAAGUGCUAGAUCCCAGCUUGUGUGCUCGACCAGAAUCUGAGAUUGAGGAAAUUUUGCAGACACUAGGUGUGGCUCUCCUCUGUGUGAACUCUUCGCCUGAUGAUCGACCCACCAUGAAAGAUGUAGCAGCAAUGUUAAGUGAAAUAAGGCAGGACAGAGAGGAAUGCGUGAAAGUUGACAGGCUGCUCAAUGGUUCUCCUUCUCCAGCAACUAAUCAUUCUCAUCAAGAAAAUGGCAACUACCCAUCAGAAGUGAUGCAGAGCUCAUACCUGCAAAGCAGCAAUUCAAGCUUUUCUGCAUCUUCAUUGCUAGACACUUCUUCCAAUGCCAAACCAGCUUUUAAAUAGUGAUAAGGAAACAUGUUAUGCUUCUAAGUAACCGAGGUUUUAGUUUGGAGGAAACUUUUUCAAGUUUUCCCUUUCGAAAUCGUACUACAGAGUCAGAACUCGGGUUUGUACAUGUAAAAUUUGGAAUGAAUAAUAGGAAGCACC
Molecule: messenger RNA, 3709 nt
Organism: Rubroshorea leprosula
Lineage: Eukaryota; Viridiplantae; Streptophyta; Magnoliopsida; Malvales; Dipterocarpaceae
Source: the annotation of a GenBank genome assembly